CCCCAUCUCCCACACAAUCAAAGAUGCGCGUAACGCGGGAAUGUGAUGUGAAACAUCCGUUAUGUAUCAUAAUGUGUUCCAACGAAUUGCUAUUUACGCUCUCGAGAAUUAAGUCGCGGGAUGACUUGUGAAUCGUGACGUGAAAUUGAGCAACGGCAGUAAAUCGUGUCAGAUGCAGUUUCCUGAGCGCUUCGCGGCUACUAGACGCGCGCGCCUCGUCGAGCGCUCCCGUGGCGUCGCGUCGUUUGCGGUGUUUUAUUAUCAUCACCCACCGAACGAUGAUGGGGAUUUUAUUCCUGGAGUACUUGCUAUCAAAACAAGGAAUUCUGAAGCUCGCUCAGCUCGUGAUUCUCCUCGUAGCGUUCGCUUGCGUUCGUUCCACGUGGUACAACAGUUUCUACGCUUACGGUUUCUUCGAAGGCGUCACACUCGGUUACUCCAUCACGGUCGCCGUUUUUCUGUUCCUGACCGUAUUUGGGAUUCCGAAAAGGGCAUCCUUCGUGAACUGGACGAUAGCCGAGUUUGUGCUUGAUACACUGGGAUUCAUCUUCAUCUCCACUGGUUCCAUUGUAGCCGCUGUGAAGUCUUAUGACACCCCCAUUCUGGUCACCGCCUCAGUGUGUGGUCUUCUGGCCUCAUAUCUCUCAGUUGUUAGCGUGAUACUUUCAUUUGUUGCGGCUCAUCGCUCACAACCUGAGGGUCCACCAGUAUAAAAACACUUGUCUUGAUAUUUAUAGUCUGCCAUGGAUGGGGGAUUGAUAAAGGAUAUGGUUGUUUUAAUAAAUUAACAUAGAAUAGUAUCACUUAUUGCACACACAGCUUAUUGCAGUUAGAUGGUUUUAGUACUGGAAUUAUUAUAUAAUAUUUAAUAUUGUAAUACUCUGUCAAUAAUGUACUGGUGCAUACAAUGUAAUAAAUGGCCUUUAUUUUUAGUUUAAUGUACAAAAUGUAUCGUUACUGAAAAUAUUUUCCUGAGCAGUUUUUACGUAAGUUGGCCAAACUCGUUUAUCUAAUGCUUUCUGAAAGAGAAAUGAACGUUGAGAAAUAAAACACAAAUAUAGUUUGUAAA
Molecule: messenger RNA, 1069 nt
Organism: Puntigrus tetrazona (Sumatra barb)
Lineage: Eukaryota; Metazoa; Chordata; Actinopteri; Cypriniformes; Cyprinidae
Product: CKLF-like MARVEL transmembrane domain-containing protein 7
Exons: 5
Coding region: 279-713 (144 amino acids)
Cellular component (GO): membrane
Source: RefSeq, a predicted model, not a curated record